UGGACCGAUACACGAGAAACCACCCUCCCCAAAUAUCCAAUUUUUCUUAUUUUCCUUCCACCCAAUUGUCACUCUCCAAUUACUAGAUUAACUUAUUCCUAAAAUUAAUCUCCUCUCCAUUUCUAGAAAUUUCUUCCACUUAGAAUUAUUGAUCUAAUUAGUCUCUCCUGUUCCUGUUGUUAAAUUUGUUCUCUUGGAUUGCUGUUUCUGUCUCUUACUGCAGAUUCUGAACCUUUGAAGGAAAAGUUGCUGCCUACCGUUGAAGAAGCUGGUGAACUGAUAUAGGGACUUGAGCAUGGUUGCAGAUCCUCCUGUUCCAAUGGCUAAGGAAGCCAAUGCAGUAGCGGAUAAACCGAUUGGCAGGUCUACCCCCAACAAAAGGAACAAUGGAAAAGUUCCAAAGAAAAUCCACAAGGCUGAGAGAGAGAAGCUUAAACGUGACCAUUUGAAUGAGCUUUUCCUUGAGUUGGGCAAUGCACUUGAAUCAGUUCGUCAGAAUAGUGGCAAGGCGUCUGUAUUGGAUGAGGCUACCCGGUUCCUCCGUGAUCUGCUUGCGCAGGUUGAAUGUCUCAAAAGGGAAAAUGCAGCACUUUUAUCUGAAUCUCACUAUGUGACCGUUGAGAAGAAUGAGCUCAGAGAUGAGAAUUCUGUCCUCGAAGCAGAGAUUGAGAAGCUGCGGACUGAACUAUGGGAUAGGGCUCAGGUAAAUCCUACUUGGGAUGCUGCUCCAGCUCAAUUGCAGCACAAGAACAUAGGAUCACACUUGUCAGAGGACUGCCUCGCAUUGCCCGUCAUGGAUCCCACAUUGCAGCAGUCAUCGGUCGUCGGUCCAGUCUUUGUAAUUCCACUUCAUGAGCCUCAUGGUUAUCCAGAGCCUGAAACUACUCAUGCGCCAUCAAAGCCUUCCUCACAUGUGAGCAAGCCGCAUGCUCGUUACCCAACCCCAUCAGAUAUGUGGCCAUCACGACUCCUUGUUAAACUGCCAACUUCUGAGGAUAACUUGCUUAGACAAUCUGAGCAAUAGCAUUGGGGCCAGAGCACCAUGUCAGGCAUUGUGUAAACUUGUGAUGGAUCUCAUUGUAUGAUUGGAAGAUGAGUUUGUAAUGUCUCUUGUGCAUUUUGUUAAUCUAAUCUUUAAUCCAAUGCUGCCCUCACUCUUUGGUUCUAA
Molecule: messenger RNA, 1168 nt
Organism: Macadamia integrifolia
Lineage: Eukaryota; Viridiplantae; Streptophyta; Magnoliopsida; Proteales; Proteaceae
Product: transcription factor bHLH47
Exons: 5
Coding region: 296-1024 (242 amino acids)
Molecular function (GO): protein dimerization activity
Source: RefSeq, a predicted model, not a curated record